AAACAGCUGAUGAGAUAAACGGUAAAUCCGUCAACCGAAGUAUAGUAGACGCUUGUGUUUAUUUACAGCUUAUUAUCAACACACAGAGAUAUAAUUGUGGUUUAUCACAGGUGUCUUACUGAAGCACAAUGCCGGAGGUGAAGUCAAUGUUUCGAGAAGUUCUGCCUAAACAAGGUCAGCUUUCCAUGGAGGAUGUUCCCACUAUGGUCCUGUGCAAACCUAAACUGCUGCCUCUGAAGUCUGUGACUCUGGAGAAGCUGGAGAAGAUGCAGAAAGACGCUCAGGAGAUCAUCAGACAACAGGAACUGGCUUUGAAGGAGCAGCCGCCGUCUGAGAAGGCAGAGUAGUGUUCACUUCUGAAGGAUCAAGUACACGCUUCAUUCACAACCACAUACGCUGAAUAUAGUCAGUCAGAAUUCAAGGGUUUGAGUUUGGUAGAAUUCAUAUCUACGCGUGAGGUUAAUUAAUAUUUGUGUGUUCAAAUAAAUAUUAAAACAAGCUAUUUUUUAGAAAUGUUACAGAUAUCAGAUAGCUAAAAGCAACUGAAGUGAUUUCGAAAGUGGGCAUUUGUUAAAUAAAAUGGUUAUUAAAGUUAAUCCAUGAGAUUGGGAUUAUGCACAGGGUUUAUUCUUCAAGUUUUUUUAAAGACGUCCAACUUUGUAAAUGUUGUAUUUAAAUAAAUAUUUUAAAAGUAUA
This is a messenger RNA of Danio rerio (zebrafish), 696 nucleotides long. RefSeq names its product BBSome interacting protein 1 (gene bbip1). NCBI's taxonomy places the organism in Eukaryota, Metazoa, Chordata, Actinopteri, Cypriniformes, Danionidae. Gene Ontology annotation, cellular component: cytoplasm; BBSome; cilium. The record is from RefSeq and is marked provisional. Gene Ontology annotation, biological process: cilium assembly.